This is a messenger RNA of Aedes albopictus (Asian tiger mosquito), 30752 nucleotides long. RefSeq lists its product as uncharacterized. Gene Ontology annotation, molecular function: catalytic activity. The coding region runs from base 19851 to 22697 and encodes 948 amino acids. The transcript is spliced from 2 exons. NCBI's taxonomy places the organism in Eukaryota, Metazoa, Arthropoda, Insecta, Diptera, Culicidae. The record is from RefSeq and is a predicted model, not a curated record.
UCUAAAACUGUAAAUUUUAAACAUGAUUUUAAAGACUUUAGUCGAUUGCGCUUAGCGUGCGUGUACGCGUGAGAAGCAGGCGGGAAGUGAAAAAAGAAAAGAAACGUUGACGACGCUGCUGCUGGUUCUAGACGAGUAGGGAACGUAUGAGCGACAGAGUAACGUUGAGCACAUAGUGGCUGAGGUGCGAUGCAAAGAGAUAAGAGAUCGGAUAAGCGUCGAAGCACACUCUGUGGAAACUAUAUGCAGAACGCAUGAACCGUACAUAGUAGAUGAGUUGCGAUGAGUGCGGUGAUGCGAUGGAGCUGCUUCGACGCAUGUGAUCGCAAGAGAACGCAAGAGAAUGCUUGUCGGGUAUGGAUUUUAUGAUUGCGCUCGUUGUGUAUGUAAAGCAAUGCGGAUUUAAUGUGCUGGGAAUGCUAGUGGGUAAUAUAAAAUGCGUUAAUAUGUUGUUGUUUUUAAACAUAAGUCAAUGCUUUUUCACAUGACAUGCAUUUUGAUGGACCAGACGUAAUAAAAAUUUAUCAUAUUGUCUAUCGAUCACUAUGUACAAUAACAUAUUUUAUUGCAUAUAAAAUAGGGUAACGGUUGAAUUUUGGACCCCUAGAGGUCAUUGGUUCGAAUUUAAUUCAAAAUCAAACAGAUUCAGAGGGUAUUUACACAUAAUGAUGAUGUUAGUAUGUUCGUUAAAGUCUCUACUGUGCGUUAAAAAUACCCACAUUUCUGGCUGAAAAUUUGGUGAAAAUAACUGAUUUUUGAAGCAUCAGUUGUCACUGUUUUGGACACCCCAAUAUAUUAUGGACCUUCUUCAGUAUAUAUUUUGGACACCCGGUGUUUAAACUCGUUUGAAACUAUUUUGGAAGAAUUUGCCGCUUGAAUAUGCUGGAUCAUAUCCUAAUUACUUGAUUGACAAAGGCUGAUUAGACGAACUUUGCGAAUUUAAUGCGCUAGAAUGAUAAACGUUUUUGUUUACAUCUGCAAGUUUCCUCAGCACCGCAAUCUCUUUUUGUAAACAUGAUGCGACACUCGCUCGGAUGACGAGAUUGGCAAAAAAUAAUUUCAAGGCAAAUUAUGAUAUUUCCAGUGAGGAAAUGAUUACUGCCCGUGCAGAGCGAUCUUAUUUAGCGAAUGAUUCUAAAAAAAUUCGUCAUCUCAUCAUUUAACCUGUGUAAGUUGUGAUAAAACGACACAGGGGGUCCAAAAUAUAUGGGGGUCCAAAUUAUAUUGGUUACCCUAGUAUUCCAUCAAAUCGUUUAAGUUUUUUUUACAGCAAAAUUUUGUUAUUAUAUGUGUAUAAGAAAACAUUUUAUUUUCUCUGUUCGGGAUUUGAAUCAAGUGAUCAAUGUUUGAUAUGGUCGUUUGUUCAGUGCAUGUUAUUCAUGUGCAAGUUAGAAGGUUUUAUGGUAUUCAACUUAAUUGCUAAAAGAAUGCUGAUUGAAAAGUUCUGCCUUUUUCUUUGUCAAGCAAAACUAGAUCCCUUAACGAAAAUAGUGUGACAUCAAUUUCGAUUGAUAUUCUUUUACCCAGGCCCCUGACACGGCCUAUAUCAAUGCAUUGGAAUCAUGGUAGACAGGAUGUCCUGGGCGCUAGUAAAUAGCGCCCACUGUCAAAUGCGAAAACAACAACAAUUUUUUGUUUAACGUUUAUUUUAAUUUGUUGAUCAGUUUUUGGAAUCAUUUUUCCACCUCUUAUGAUCACAAAACACUUCAAACUCGCUUUAAUAUUAAUGUACGGUAAGAGGAGCAUGCGAUUAGUUGAACAAAGCAACCCAACAAACACGCAUUAUGAAUGUGAUUUCGUGUGUGGCUCACAACAUCAAACAAAAGCUGCGUUUGUUGAUUACACGCUCGUUUCAAUUUCCACGAAUAUGAGUAUAAGGCAGUUAGAUGUUAGCUACGAUACAUUUCAUUGCUGCCAGGGGCCUGCUUUUACCUAAUAAAAGGACUGUAUCGUUAAUUAUGAGUACACCUGAAAGUUACUGUAUCUGAAAAUGUUUUAUUUGUUUUGUAAAUUAAAUUCAAUUACAUUGUUUAUUGACCAUCAGAAAAGCCCAUGGUAUCAUUUUGUAUUUAAUUUUUCGUGAAUCUUGCCAGCUCUCGCACCUUCUUCUUGAAGUUCUUCAUAAGGUUUUGGACAACCAUUCCGUCGAUGGUUUUGCUUGGGUUGGCCCAGUUUUUCUUGAAUUUGAUGACGUCCUCUGCUCCUCUAUCCUUUUGCCGUAGUUUCCCUUUCAUCAAAGCCAAAUACUUCUAUAUGUGCCUAAUUUGCGGGCAAUUUGAAGGGUUCAUUGUUUUUUCCACAAAUUGGAUAUUGCUUUCUUCAUACCAGUCAAAGGUGUCACGCGCAUAGUGGCAGGAUGCCAAAUCCGGCCAAAAUAAUAUUGGACCUUUGUGCUUUCAGAUAAAUGGCAGAAUUAGUUUCUGUAGUUAUUUCUUCCGAAAUAUUUCGACGUUCAUACUUGGGACGGUGAAGAAAGGUCACGAUUUCAUACCUUUUUGACAAAUUGCUUGUCAAACCAACACAUUUUUUCCAAAUUUUUCGCAAUAAAUCGACUUCUCCGAGUUCUGAACAUCCAUGCCCUACUUUACAGUGAGAAAGUGUGCCUCUAGAAGUUCCUUGUAGUCCAAUUUAACAUGCGUUUCAUCAUCCAUGAUUAUGCACAAGUAAUGUUUGCUCAAAAUAUCGUCGUACAGUUUCCAAGCCCGAGUUUUCACAUAAUCCGCCAGAAUUUGACUGUUUUUUUGGACAUUUCUGUUUUGGGUAAGUCUUCAGGGAAUUACGCUCCUUGGCGCGCUGAACCAUACCAAUAGUCGUUCCACACUUUUUUGCGCAAUCUAUGAUGAAUACCUCCUUUUUUUCUUUUGAAGAUUUUGCAAAUUUUUCUGUCCAAAUUUGACUUGGACGCACCUGGGGCCUGUAGCAUAAUGAAAAUUUUACUAAUAAUAUUAGUCUUGUAGCUUGUAACUUAAAAUUUUCUGUUGCAUAAAAAUACUACAAGUACAAGUUACAAGUCCAAUACUACAAGUCGGUUGGACUAAUAUUAUUAGUAGAAUUUACAAGUGUAUGUUGCAUAAACAAACUACAAGUAUAAAAUAUUAGCUAUGACUUGUACUUUUGAUUACAAGUCUCAAAGGUCUUGUAAAAGAAUUUACAAGUUAGAUUUAAAGUAUUGCAGAAGUCAUAUUUAGUUUUGAAUAUAUCGAUUUACCAUUUUGAUGAACUCAAAAGAUAUUAUUUCUCUAACAUGUCAACCUUAAUACCAGUUUUUGACGAUUAAAUUUGGCAGUAUGUAUUCGAAACUCAUUGAAGAGAAAAUUGCGUUUAUGUACACUUUGUAUCCAAAAUAUAAUUUCUGCUGUCUCUUAAGUUCUAAAAAGUUUCAACAUGUACCCAUCUUUGAUUGGAGGUUAUAGUCACUGCAUAAGCACAGGUAAAGUUGCAGAUCCGAAAUAAAUUUGAAUCAAUUGCUUGGAUUGUGCAUCAUUAAGCUAAUCAAGUGCUACAAUAUACAUACACUAACUUAAAUCGAGUUGCGACAUAUAAAAGUAGGUAAAAGCUCAAUUUUUGCAUCCCAUAUCACUUCGGAUUUUAACAAGAAUCAUAAUACAUGUUGCUAAAUCUUUAUACAUUGUUUUUCAACCAGUACUAUUAAAUCUUUGGGACAUUUUACUAAAAAUCGAGGUACUUGCAGUGCCAUACUUUGUAAAAAAAUAUUUUGUCAGAGCGGCCGAAAAUUAUCCAAACAGCACAUGCUUUUCUUCAUCUAUCGUAUAAAGAAUGCAAAACUUCGGAAUAAUUGAACUUAUUUCCGGAUAUUACGCAGUAAAUGCAGAAUAUAAACAAACAUCAACUGCCAUUUCAAAUUAAUAGUGAACUGUCGGAUGAAUUUUGACAGGUAAAUGAACCAAAACAACUUGUAUUUUCAUGGUCACUAAUAUUACAAGUGCUAAUAAUAUUAGUGGAAAAUUGAGCCUUUAUGCAACACAAAUUAUUAGCACUUAUAAUAUUAGUACUUGUAACUUGUAACUUGUAGCUAAUAUUAUUAGCCCGAUUAUGCUACAGGGCCCUGGUUUUCUGUCGCGUCCGGGUGAGUCUAUCAGUGUGUUAUGCAUACCGUAUCGUUUGACAGCAUUUUUUUUUUACUUAUUCGUUUAUUUGGAAGGCUCGGGCGCAUGACAGCAUUUUGGACAGAAAAAACGCUAACACCUCCAACUUUUGCUAAUUUUCUUAGCGAUAAUCAUUUUUCAUAGCAGUACCUGGUCACAAUCGAUUUUCGCUUUUCAUCCGUAAACACUCGCGUUGCUCCACUUGAGGAAAAACUUUAACUUUUAAUGAAGGUUAUCUUUUGUUUACAACGCUAGCAACACAUAAACACACAGCAGUUGUCAAAAUAAGACUUAGUCUUUUUAAUACAGGGCCUUAAAGGUGUACUCAUAAUUAACGAUACAGUCCUUAUGAUGAAUAUUGUGUACUUAUUAGAGACAUCUUUUCUCGUAAAUAUCGCCGAAAAUUAUGUAAUAAAAAACCUAUACUCUUAAAUAAUACAUACUUGUCGAAUUCUUGUUUCUUUUUGCCGAGGUCAGCACAAUCAAGUAAUGUUUUCAUGCCGAAAAUCAGUAUAACAGUCUCAUAUUGAUUUAAAUAUAAAUCAACACUCAGAUAGCCCAGUUCGGAAAGUAAAAAUAAGUGUACACAUAAAGACAUCGCUCACGCGGAUAUAAUUACAUGUUAUACAUUAUUUUCUUAAAUAAUUAAUUCAAUAAUCUCAAUCUUGUACAGUUACACCAGAUUUUUUUUGAACUGGUCGGUUUUUGCUAUUACAACAGGAUCAGAUCAAAACUAAGUUAUAGUAAAAAAAACGGCCCGCGCAAAACAAAAAGCGGGUGCAUUUUAUCUUUCCGCUCUUAUAGAUGAAACGAUCAUUUCACUACCCACAUCCAAAGAAGCGCUUCAACAUACAAACGACUUCAUCGAUCAAAUCACGCGAGUCGUUGAUGCGCACGAAAUAGGCGAAAAAGGAUGUGAAAACAACAUGCGCACCCUCAUUGAAAACCUCAUGCACUAUGGCCUAUCAAACAUCCCUCUUCUCAUCUCAUAACUUAUCGCAUCCGAUCGCAUCUCACCUUACCCACUAUGGUCACAGCCUAAAGUGAAAUGAAUUCGAAUGAACACUGCCAUUCGGAGGCAAAAAAGUGAGAAAACUGUUGGUUUGGGAACAGCAUCCAUCGUUCGCAUGAAUCGGGGAACCGGUGGCAUGUAGUUUCGAAGAGUCGAGCAAGAGAGAGCUGCGCAAGGCUGGCUCUCGCAUGCUCUUGUUAUAUGGUUUCUGCCGGUGGAUGGCUUGGAGUCGUCUUUCGUUCUUCAUAAACCGAGAACGAUGUUUGCGCCUUGUGUGCGUGCAAGUUGUUAUGGGGUAUGUGCGGUGGGAGUUUUAAACUUAGUUUAUUCUUUUGGUAUAUCUACUUGAAGAUUGUUUUACGAGUUUUAUUCUCAUCCUUAUGUUCCAAGAACAGGUCGAACAUGUGGACGAGGCGCCUCUGAGAGGAACACCGGAAGGAAUCGCCGAAAAUCUUCAAGAGGAAAUCUUUAGAGAAACUUUUGUGGAGAUUGUGGCAAAACGCUGGAGGGACUCUUAGAAAAAUCCCACGGGAGCAAUAACGAGAAAACCUCAGGAAGAAAUUGUGGAUGGAAAAUUAUUUAGGAUACCCGUCGUAAAACUCUAGGAGAAAUCGGUUGGAAUUAAGGAUUCAUCGAAGAUGUACAAGGAAGAAUCCUGGAAAGAAUUGCUGGAAUCUUGGAAAAAUGCUGGUAGGAAUUCGAAAGAAUCUCCGGGAGGAAUUUAAAAAGGAAUGCCAAGAAAUAUGACUUGAAAAAAUACGGAAGGAAACUUGUGACAAAUUCUGGGAAGCACUCCAAGAUAUUUUUACAUAAUUUCCACUAAGAAACCUUGACGAAAUUUGUGGAAAAUUCUUGUAGUGGAGUGUAUUGCUAGAUUUUCACCUCCAGAAUUAUCAACAUGGAAUGGGUGGCGAUGGCAUGGAAUGGCGUUCACAUGGAAUUAGCAUAAUUUUAUUGGAAUCGGUGGCUUGCCGAAAACAGCUACUAGAUCUAGGAGUUCUCCUCUUGUUGCUCUAGCGCGGUUACCUGGACUCCUUGAUCAAGCUUCUUUUUUUCGAAUAAUUAUCCGGAACGGAAUCAUCAUUUCAACGUUUUCACGGCACCACAAGCUUCCAGUCAGACCCGUCAGCACUACGGGAAAAAUAUUUGUUUACACAAUUCUUACUUCAAGCAUGCAGUAAAAGUUUAUGUUCGAAAGAAGUAAACACUACAUAUUCCAAUUUUUUAAUGCCAACAAUGUAAACUCUUUGAAAUCUACUUCAGAGCAGAUUUAGAAAUAGAAAAAUUAGUUUAUCAGAGCAAAAUUUCUCUGAGUGUUCAAAAUAUUCCCUGAGGAUUCCAGGUUUUAAGUUUUUUUCCGGGUAGUAGACACCCUGUGCUGAAUAUGAAAAACUUAUUGAUAAAUAUUUGAAAAAUCUGGUUUUCCUUUUUUUAAGCAUAGAUUACUCUUUAUAAUUUCAUUGCUUCUGUAAUGUAAGGCAUCUACAGGUAAUUCAGUUUAUUUUUCCUUCGGUCCAUUAGUACAGUAUCUAAUAAUUAUUAUAAUGUUGAAUCUACUGACAUUUUACCCAUGAUUAUUUCCAUCUUUUAAAAGUACGCUGUCCUUUCUAGUUUCAUUGGCAAUAAUUGUUGAAAAAGGUAAAAACAACAGAUCCAUUUUCAGUUUCAUAACUGCCAAAUUGCAAUUCGUCCUGCUGACUAUUCGGCAUAAUUAAUGACUUUCUGUCUAACUACGCAGCAUCACUCCCAGCUUCACACUCAUCAUCACAGUUUUGUGUCUUUCGCCCACGAAUCACCAGACCAUUCAAUUUAAUUUGGUUUUUGUUUAGGGUGACGAUGGGCAUUAUCAGCAGGAUUGUUCUCUUCGACAUGAUGGGUUUUUGUCGGCCAAAUUUCCUGAAACUUGGAAGUAUAAUUCAACUUAGUUGGGAAGAAUUUGUGGCCGAUUCUGAGGUUCAACAGAGAACAAAACUGCCGAAAAUACUUAAUUUUCCCUAUAUUCACUUUAUAACACGGAUUUUUUGGGUCUCAUUCUGUCUAUCCAGUAUACACUUUGUUGUUGAACCCAAUUGUGUUGGUCUGCUGGUGCUGCUGCUACACAACUGCAGACUACGAGUCAUACCAAGCAGUGGCGUCUCGUAACCUCACUUUUUACCUGUUCAACGACCCUAAAAAUAGCAAUUGCAGAACAUUUAGGAUCAAAAUAAAGUUGAAAGUUGGUAUGAAUAUAUAAUCUCUUCAUCUUCUACUCAUUACAAGCUAAUUUGUUCAGAAAAUUCAAGAAUUCACACUCGUUGAACAGGUACGUUUGAGGUUAGGGAAUCGCCACUGAUACCAAGGCAGGCUCUAUGAGUAAUUGGAUUGGCUACCGUUCAUUAUCGGCAAUGCUACCACCGGAAGUAUUAUGGCACUUUGUUUUCCGAAACACAGAGAGAGAUAUGAAAAUAAGUCGACACCAUACAAUUCAUCUGACAUUCUUCUUCAUAGAAGAAAUAAUUACCACACAGAUGAUAGAUGGCAAAAUCUAAAAUUCGAAUUGAAUACAAUUCGCACAAACUUCCUCUCAUUAACCCUAACCGCAGCUAAGUAGCUUCCGAUAUUGAUCUGUACUGUCCCGUUCUGACAUAUUAAGUUAACUACACUCUGGGCGAUCGCUGCACGCCGGAGUUACAGUGACGGGCAACACGAUAAGAACAUCCCAGUAUAGAAUACCGAAGAUGUUUAGCAGCACGCUCACCAUAUGAACAUUGAAUUGUUCAUUUUAAAUUGCAUACAUACGAGUAGGUUUGUUUCCAUUGUUUCGUCCACCACUGUGGGUACUACUAAUCCACAGUUGUGGAGUGUCAGCAGCAGGAAGCAGUUGACCUUCCGUGCGAUUAUUGAACGUUGUUCGUUCGUUCAUUUGUCGUUCCCCAACGGCAUAGGUACGAGUACGAUUGGCAAUGACUAAUGAUGGCGGCAGUCAGUGAACGGGUAACAACAGUAUAACGACAAAAUCACCAUAAGGCGUGCAAUCACUUGGAUUUCAUCGGCGAAGUAGACGACGACGACGAUGACAACGUGAGGUGACUGGUUUCCGAAGUGUCGGUCGAUUCGCAUACCCACAUAACGGAAAUGCGACUAUAACACCGGUUCAAGUUAACAGCAAGCAAGCGAGCAGCACAGUCUAUGUUUGGGCGCGUGCGCUUGACUCGUCACCGUCCGUGGUCGUGGGUCGCCACCACAUGGAAGUGUUGAACCGGGUUUGUUCAAUGUCAAUCAAAAAACCACAUCCAGGCAGUGGUAAUCUGUCCUUGACGGGAUGAUUUGUGAGGUUUGCGAAAAAGUAACUGGAUUUUUGCGAUCGAGGUGAAAGGUUUUAGCUUUAUUGAUGCUCAAAUUUGGUAAUGAGGCUUACGUAGAAGGCUUCCUACUGGCUAUAAUGUGACUCCGAUAUAGUCACUGAUGUUUCCUCUGUGAUUUUUUUUUUUGUGAAAGGCUACUAGUCGUCCGCUGAAUAGCACUAAAACCUCUAAACUAGGCCUUGGAUAGGACAGAACGUAAGGUAAUCCUUCUGAUGCAGCUUCCCAUAAGUGCAUGGAUUGUAUGCCAUUUAAAAAGACACUGUUGCAAACUGAUCCUGAAGAUUACGGUAGAAAGUUUGAUUUUUUUUUCUAGUAAAGAACAUGUAAUUUUUUUAGGUCAAGUCUUGCCAAAUUGUCAGUUAUUUACGUGGAUGUUCAAACUCAGCGUCAAGUUUUUUGUGUUAUAGAUUCUUUCAAGGAUUCCUCCACAAGUAUUCCAAGGAUUCGAAAUUCCUUAUUCGAUUUCUUCCGGGAAUUUGUUCUAAUCUAAUCUAAUACAAACGUAUCCUGAAAAGUUAACAGGUUAGAUUAGGCCCAAUCACUUUUCAUGUCAAUAUUGAGGCUUGUGGCACAUCAAAGAUAUAAUGCAAGCGUAAAGGCGGCCAGACCCACUGUGGUAUAUUUGCCGCAAAUAGUAUUCUUCGAAAUGUCUCGAGUUUGAACAUUUUUUUUUAAAUAUAUGGUAUAAAAGUAUGUGUGAAUAAUGUAACUGAAUGUUACAUGAUGAAUAAUGAAAAGCUUUCACCGAUUUAGCUUGUUGCGGUCCGAAGUUAAUCAUCUAAUUUUGAAACUAUAGAGUAAUGCGCGGCAAAAGUUCGCACGGGGCAAAAGUUCGCAGUGGGUCUUUUUCUGAGCACGAGUUAAGAACCCAAACAACUCUGUAUGGGUUCGACACAUAAUCAGGUCAGCAACUCGUCAAUAAAAAUUGGAACGAUUUCGUUAUGGUUUGGCAGAGUAAUGCGAAAAAAUGUGUUUCUAGGUGUUUUGAUAGAAUUUUUGGACCUUUUGGAAUAAGAAUUUGUUGUAACAGGAACAAGCAUGGGAAAACUCAUUCGCUCACCCGAAUGCCGACGAUGCAAAAUAGCAAAAAGAACGCCAACAACCCAAUUCGCCUUGACGGAGGCUCUCUGAGAGAAUUGCGCUUGCGUGAAAACAAUUUUUUUUAACAUGGGAAAGGAUAGGAGCUGCAUUUUCAAAUGCUUCUAAUUCUUUAUAGAAAUUUUUUCAAGCAAAACGUUCUUAAUGUUAUCGAAUGACAUUUUGAUACGCUAUAUUAUAGACAUAACAUUGUGAUUUAAAAACUUUUGUCUAAAACCAGUUAUAAUGUAGCUAAUUGAAAGUAUAUUGCAAAACAUUAACACUUUUUUCAAUCUGAAGUCCCUAAAAUAUUUUAGAAGCAUUUGAAAAUGCAGCUCCUAUCCUUUCCCAUGUUAAAAAAAAAUGAUUUCACGCACAGCGCAAUUCUCUCAGAGAGCCUCCGUCAAGGCGAAUACUGAGUGAGAGCGCGGCGCACAAAGAACGAACGAAACACGAACGACUCGCAACCGACGCCACCGAAGCGAAUCAGGAGAGAAACAAAAAGAGUGCGAAAUGAAUCAGCUUGCAUCGGUGUAUACGAAAAGAACGUUCGCUUUCUCAACUACCGAGUGGCAUUCAGUUGAUUGAAUCAAAACGCACUCACUGAUUCUAUUUCCAGUACUGAAUGCUUCCACUGAACGCUAAAUGAACGUUCCAAAGUGAAUGCUCUCGCACCCGACUCAGAACGCAAACAUUCCUUCAACAUUGGUUCGUUCGCCUUCGGCACUCACAUUCGGUAGCGAUUCAAUCGGCCGUCGUUGCUUGCGUCGCCCGGUGCUCGGCGAUUAGAAAGAAUGGGCAAUGAAAGUGGAAAGAUUUUGCUUGGCUGGGGGAGAAGCACACUCGCAUCAGAUUGUGUGUGGAUGUGAGUAGCGCCAGUCACACGAUGCAUAUAUUGAUCAAUAGUUGACCGUUUUAUGGAAACAUUGAAUGUAUAUUAUUGUUCAAAAAUAGAUUGAUAUCAAUCAUUCAACUUUUCCCCUAUCUUCCGUUUGAUCAACCACGCAGCAAUAUUUCCCCUCCAUAGCGCAUUUUACUUCAAUUUUCUCUACAAUAUUUCCCCACCUUCAAAAUUGUUACAUCAAUCCUCUCGAAGAUUGCUCAAACCAUGAGUCAAAUUAUUCCAUGGAUCAAAUGAUUGGUUCAAUAUUUCCCCUCCAGAUCAACCUUUCAAUGCAGCAGCGCGUGAACGAGAGCAUCAUCAUUGCAGAACAUUCUGCCGUGUUGCCAUUUUUCUUUUAAAUCACAUAUAUAUAAUAGCCCUGUUUGUCUGUCCGGUGAUUAGCCAACCAGACGCAGCACGCGGGGAAAUUCUCACAAAAAAAAAAAAAUUUGGCAUUUCAAUUCCUUUUCACUAUCAGAUGCACAGAACAAAAUCAGCGACAACCUUAGACAACCAGAUACAGCAUUUGAUGAAAAAAAUCACAGACAACAGACAUUGAAAAUUUAGAUUUUUUUAUAUUUGACACUUCAAUUCGUUUUUACUAUCAGAUGCAGAAAAUAAAAUCAGUGACAACCUUAGAUAACCAGACACAGCAUUUGAUGAAAAAAAAAAUCACAGACAACAGCCGUUGAAUUUUUUUUGCAGAUGCAGAAAACAAAAUCAGUGACAACCUUAGACAACUAAACACAGCAUUUUAUGCAAAAAAAUCACAGACAACAGACGUUGAAAAUUUUGAUUUAUUUUUAAUAUUUGACACUUCAAUUCUUUUUUACUAUCAGAUGCAGAAAACAAAACCAGUGACAACCAGACACAGCAUUUGAUGAAAAAAUCACAGACAACAGACGUUGAAAAUUUUGUUUUUUUUUUAGAUAUUUGACACUUCAAUUCUUUUUUACUAUCAGAUGCAGAUAACAAAACCAAUGACAACAUUAGACAACCAGACGCAGCAUUCCAUGAAAAAAAAAAUCACAGACAACAGACGUUGAAAAUUUUGAUCUUUUUAAAUAUUUGACACCUCAAUUCAUUUUUACUAUCAGAUGCAGAAAACAAAACCAGUGAUAACCUUAGAUAACAAGACACAGCAUUUGAUGAAAAAAAUCAUAGACGUUGAAAAAAUUGAUUCUUUUAUCGCAGAAAAAAAUCUGUCACUCUUAGGCAACCGAAUGCAGCAGUUACUGGAAAUAAAAACCAGUGACAACCUUAAACAACCAGACACAGCAUUUUAUGAAAAAAAUCACAGACAACAGACGUUGAAAAUUUUGAUUUUUUAGAAUGUAGAAAAAAAUGUGUCACUCUAGGACAACCGAAUGCAGCAGUUGCUGGAAAUAACACAGAUAGCCUGUUUGUCUGUCUGGUGAAUUCACCGAAGUUUUUCAGAUGUAAAUAUAAGCUGCAUUGAAUUCACCGAAUAAAAACACCUUUCAGUAGUAAUUUUGUAAUUUUCCCAUGGGCUGUCCAAAAACUUUUCGUAAUAAAAAAAAACAUAUGUACAAUACACUCCUGAUCAAAAAUUUGGGGUCACCCCCUCAAAAACAUGUAAUUUUUUAGGCCCAUAUCUCCGCCAAUUUGCGCCCGAUUUCAAAACCAUAGGUCUGAUUCAAAAGAUAAUAAGUCAAAAUAACUUUGAACAUGAUUCAGGUGAAACUUUCACAAAAAUGUUUGUAUGUAAACUUAACCCAAAGUUGCCAAAUGUUCUAAUAAAUAAACAUGAACUUACGGCAGUGUCGCUGGAAAAUGGGUCCACAAAAUUUCAUGAUGAGAGCGGUACAUAAUAUAACCUAUUUUCUAUUAGCUUUCAACUGCUUUUUGCCAAACUUGGCUAAAAAAUCUAGAAAAAAAAGUUAUUAAAUAAAUUACCUCUUGAUGCUAUUGACCAAAAGAUUGGGGUCACCACUCCUCAAUAUGAUGUAUCAGCCAAAAGUUUGGAGUCGUAAAACAAAUGAUUUGGUGAUAUCUUCGUUAUCUUUAGUUCAAUUUCAAUUCGUUUUGGAUCAUUUCAAAGAAAAUUAACUAAAUUAACGUAUUCAACGAUUUUUAUAUAUAAAAAUGUUAUGUGAAGUUAACACAUUUCACCACAUUGCAAAAAAUAAGGCAAUUUUACAUUAUGUUUUAGAAUCUAAAUUUAAAAAAAUAUGUGUGGUUCAAAUGUAGUAAGUACCACUUGUUAUGUUUCAAAUAAUCCAAGCAGAAUUAAAAAUGAAUGAAAGAUGGCAAAGAUAUCAACAAAUCACCUUUUUAUGUUUUACGAAAGUGAUCGCAAACUUUUGGCCGAUACAUCAUCUUGAGGGGUGACCACAAAGUUUUGGUCAAUGACAUCAAAAUCUAAUUUACUUAAAACUUUUUUUUUCAAGAUUUUUUAGCUAAGUUCGGUAAAAAGCGAUUGAAAGCUGAUAGAAAAUAGGUUAUAUUACCGCUCUCAACAUAAAAUUAUGUCGACCCAAUUUCCAGCGACGCUGCCAUAAGUUUUUAUUAAUUUUUUUAGAAAACUUAAGUUUACAUCAAACAUUUUUGUAUUUUUUCCAUUCAAAUCCAAAGUUUCUUUGACAUAUUAUCUUUUGAAUGAGAUCUAGGAUUUUGAAAUCGGACGCAAAUAGGCGGAGAUAUGAUCCUAAAAAAAUGACAUGUAUUUGAGAGAGUGACCCUAAAUUUUUGAUCGGGAGUGUAUGUUUGAAUAUGUAAUAAUGUUCAAGCUUAGAAGAAGAAUUAAUGUGAAUAGAAAAUUUAUUUAAAAAAAAUACAAUUUUGACAGAAAUGCAUUGUAUACAUUAUCUUCCGCAUUAUUGGCAUUGGGAUCGGUAGGACUGAAAACCAACCCCGCAUCCACCGACGACGACGCAUUGAUUCAAUAAAAGGCUUUGCUUUGCGAGCUGUGUACGUUUGCUAAGCAUGCACGGACACUUGUUUUUUUUUUCUCUCUUUAUGCAUUACCUUCUCUCAUACUGCCGGGAGAUUUUCUCUCUGCUCGAACCUCGGCAAAGGGGUAAUGUCGAAGAUAUUGGAUUGAUACUUGGUUUGAUCCUCGUGAUUCCAUCAAUAAUCCUUGAGAAAGAAAUAAUUGAUGGAAUGAUGGAAUAAAAGAAACAAGAAAGCGCUGCCAAAUAAACAUGUUCAAGCACAAGUAAGUUGCGUAUCGUAAAUUUUCAUUAGAUUAUUUAGAAAUAAUGUUUAAUAUUUAACAUUGGUUUAUGAUGUUUUAUAUCACAUCUUUAAUUUAUGCGCAUAUGCGAUUUUCUAGUGCUUUCAGCAUAAAAUGCUAGAACGAUAUAGGGAAACUCAGUAUAUUUUCGACAGCUUUUUCUCUUCGUCAUGGGGUGUUAUCUAAAGCCUUUAAGUUUAUCACAUUAAGCGUCACAUCUUUGCCAAUCAAACUGUAUACAAAUAGGUUUCAAGGAAUUUGGACGACAGAAAACCCUUAUGGCAAAGAGAGAAAAACUGCCAAAAAUACCCGCAGUCACUCUCAAAUCAUAUAAUUUAAUUAUCGUUUAGUAAUCAAUCUAGCUAUAGAGAAACCUAUUUUAAUAAUAACGGAUAAAGCAAACAUUUUCAAUAAUGAGCGAAACAAACAAAUCAAUAUGGCAAUAACCUCUUAUCAGUCUUUGUUUUCCAAACCUAUACACCUUUACAUAUUCACUAUGACAUUAGCAAAAAUUAAAACUUGUUUGAACGUAACUGUUAUACAUAUUGUUUAAGCACCAUUUUGUAUGAAAUAUUUUGAUUCAACGGUAGAAGUUCAUAACUUGUGUUAGAAAUUAAGAUACAUAAACCUUCUCAAGACAUUAGGAAAAAUAGCAUGAUGAAUUAGUAAAUAGAUCCACUAUUUACCAAUUCAUCAUAUUUAUCCGAAAUAUUGGGUUCAAUAAAUAAGAGUUUAUGAAUGCUUACAAAAAAAAUCGAAUUUGGCUUGCUAAAUGACCAAAAUUAUCAAAAUAUUAUUUUUUCAUAAUAAUUAAUGGAACUGAAUAAGCAAGCGAAGCAUCGAAAUUGGCACUUUCUCAAUGAUCAAGUCUUUAUAAUAUUAACAAUGCAAAAACGUGACACUUUAUUUCUAGAAAUUUGCUUUCAAAGCAUUCCAUAAAAUUCAAUUGAACUGGCCACCAUGAACGCCGUGAACCACGCGCUGAACGUUGGUGAAUUGCUAUCUCUUCCUCACUGAUGGAAUGGUCUUCGCUCAAUCUGCUGACUCUUUUACCCUGCUGGGUUGAUCGAAUGAAACAACUUGAGGGGAAAGUUUGACGGACUUGAAUGAUCUUGAUGGACUGGAUGAUAGUGGUGGUUGGAUCAAUCUUUCGGAGGGGAAAUAUUGAGGAUAUGAACAUCAACCUCAAUCCUCGCUUUUGCAGGUUGAUCAGUAUUUAUAUCAAGAUUCAAUAUUAUCAUCCAUCUUCUCCGCAAUAAAAAUGCAAGCAAUACAUUUAGCAAUAUUUCCAUCAAAUUGUGUUUCUUGAUGAAGUUGAAGGAAAGAUUGAACCUCUUGGUUGAAUCAACUUAUUGAUAAGUGUAAAUGGCACUAGUGAGGGAUAUGCAAUAAAUAAAUGAUUUUUUCCCAUCCUUGAACAGGAAGAAGAAGAAUCUCAUAAUCUCUUGAUGUCGGAGAACUGUUAUUCCAUAGUAGUUCGCGAGAUGCACUCGAAUAAACAGUAAACUCUUAGUGCUUCUUGCAGAAAGGGACAUUGUUAAAACCUCGACAGUGGGGCAAAAGUUCGCAGUAGCUGUGGGGCAAAAGUUCGCACUAGAUUUCUGAGUCUUGUAUAUCAAUAUAAUUACAGAAUCUUUAAAGCAAUGAUAAUUUCGUAUAGAAACUACUAUAUAUGCAUAAUAUGUGUAGUAUGCACCCUGAAAUCGUUGCGGCAAAGGGUUUUAACUCACUUUUGUAAGAAGAUUGAUUGUAAGGCAUACAUUAUGUUCACACAUUUAAAUCAAUAAAUGAAAAUAAUUGUAAUUGUAAUUGUAAUUGCUCAGUCCACACCCAGGCCGACAACUGUCAGCCCAUCUGCUUGUAGGCAGAUGUGGACCUACUAAGCCUCCCCCGUUAACAUGUCCUACACCGAAUUAGCACACCGGGAUCUUCCACAGGCAGGCGCUGGCGUUACCAGUCCCAACAAGUGUCAGAUACAUUGAAUAGAUGGGGUAGAGGAUAUAGGAAGAUGUGGGAAGAGGCAGAAAAUGAAGAGAUAGUAGAGAGGUUUCGAUUUUGUUGCUGAAACGAAAAAAAGAAAGAAUGAUAAAGAACAUUUAGCGAUAUGUUCAUAGAUAAUGAUUCGGUCGAUAAUUUCUCAUCUAUUUUGAUUCCAUAUCGUUGCAUCGGUGACCAUUUUCAUCGCCUUUCUAGUUUUUUUAGGGCCAUCUCGCGUUUUUUCGUCAUGUCCUCUUUGCCGGUUGGCGACGUUCGGGAUGUAAGUAGAAAAGCAUGCAUUUAAUAUGAUUAGUACGACAGUAAUUGUGAUUGCUCAGUACUUCCAGCCCAUUUGUCCGCAGUACAUAUCAGGCAUCCCGUUUUAACAAGUCCUACACAGAAUUAGAAACCCGGAUCUCCCACAGACAGUCCUAACUAGUGUCAGAUAAGUUCAAUUGAGGAUAGGAAGCGGCAAAAUGAGAAGACAGUAGAGAAGGUUUGGUACAUUGGUAGCUGUGUUUAUGUGAUGUUUGUCUGACAUUGAAAAACAAUUUUCCGUAGGUGUUUAACUCUCUACUCCAAAUUUAAUACCGGAAAAAUAUCUGAUCAGAUGUAUAGUUUGGCAAUUCUAUGUCCAUACAUCUUUUAUCAAGAAGGAAUACUGUUGUUUACUGUUAUAAAAUAAUUCAGUUAAAGGGCAGCUAAUGCAUUGUAAUUCAGAAUAAACCUACAGAAAAUGUCCCAAUAAAAAGUUAACAAUAGUUCAACUAACUACACAAACUAAAAAGUGUUAUUAUAUUUUACCAAUGAUUUCAUCCUAAUCUUGACCCUAACAUAGUUAUGCGCUUAGUGUAAGUGGACGCCGCUUAUGAUUUUGGUUGGACAAUGACCAAAAAUAGUGUUGUUUCGACAAUAGUCACACACUAUGCCCUACGACAUUGACGAUACUAUUGUCUAUGGCUCACCUAUUUAGCGCCACCCAGCAGGGACUUGGUCUGGUACCCAGUUCAGUAUAUCCGCUCCACGUAAUGUACCAUACCUCUUUCGAUUUGUGAUAUAUUACGCGGAACAUUACUCUCUUCAUUCGGAUAGCGGCUAUGUAACCCAUUGGAUUAAAAACCUCCAUCAAACAUGAAGCGAUUAAUCGGAGACUGAAGACUCUAUACCAAAUUUGGCUCAGAGACAGGUAAUCAGUGAGGUCAGUUUUUCUCGUUUGUCAGAGACGAUUGAUACGUAUUAAGACAAACUUUCCACUGCAUCUACCAGCAAUAAUCGGUGAUCGAUCAACAUUUCGAGUACCUACCCUAAUUUACACAAGAAUGCCAAGGAUCACCGCUCAUGCUUUACAAUACAGUUGGAAAAACUAGAGUUUGUAAAUUCACAGUUAUAAUUCAUCACCAUACUGACGGGGAUAAGAUUCGAUUUCGGUCCCGUUUAACAGUUUUGCUGCAUAUUUGAUUUUUUUCCAUGUAUUUUGUGCAACACGUAUCGCUAUGAUUACCCCACAAUGUAUUUUGACAACUUCAGUAACACUGUAAAGAACUCUUAGUUAAUAGUUGUGGACUUCUUCAUAAAACACACUCUAUACAAAAGCUGAACACCAGGUCGUAUUCCAGUUGGGCCGUAAAGCUAAGAACAGAAAGAAACAAAUUUCAUGGCUAGAGUAAAAAAAAACGAACAUGAAUUAACAUGAAAUAAAUGAACAUCACACCAAUAAACUACCCUGUACAAGGUGCGAACUUUUGCCCCGCAUAAUGCGAACUUUUGCCCCCACUACCUAUGGGGCAAAAGUUCGCAUUUGAGUACUUGUUUUAAAAAUUGUAUUACUAAAACUACAAAAAAGACGCGAAAAAAUCUAGUACUACGUUUUGAAGGCAACAUGAUAGAGACUCGUUUAACGAAGAAAAACGAUAUUGUUUUCUUUUUGUUCAAUAGUUAUUUUGUGAAGUCUGUUAGGUGCGUACUUUUGCCCCGCAUUACUCUACAUAUUCCACGCGAGUCGUGAGACCGCGAUACAAGACACUAAUAUCUUCAUAAAAAUAUACUCGGUCAGCGUUCUUCUUAUAAAAUGAUGCAUACACGGGACAAUAAAAUGAGAACUCGUAUAAAAUAACUACUCUUACUGAUUUUCUUCUAUUAGUUCACUUGUCAAGACCUAACACGACAUCACAAAUACGAAAUCAAAUUAAAUUCCAGUUGAAAUAUUACACUUUCUUUGACAACCAAAACCAAUCACUUUGCCAGACAAAAACGAGAUCCGGCACUUUCGAAUUCCAGCAAUUUAUUCGAUUUCCUUUAAGAAUUCUUUCUUUCAUUUCUAUUUCUUUCCGCUAGGGAUUUAUCCCGGGAGUUCUACCGGAGCUCUUAAGAUUCUUUGAGAGACUAUGUACUGGAAUGGAAUUGCUUCCGCAACCCAUCCUCGGAUUUUUUUUAUUGAUUAUUUGCAUUUUUUUUUAUCAGUAGGUCGGCUCCAGAGGCACGUUGUUCUUCAUUUGGGACAUUUGUGCCAUCGCCAUGAACAGAAGCCUAGAUUCAUUAUUUACCUGAGAGAGAAGGGAAGGAAAAAAAGGAAGGGACAGGGAAAAGGACAGGUAAGGGAAUAGGAUCGCAUAAACGUACAAGGGCACUGUAAUAACGGAAAAGCGUAAAGAGGGCCUAUAGCUCUUUGCCACAGAUUUAGGUUUCUAAAGUCAAUUUCACUUAAUAGGGUAAUUUUCCAAUUGUUGCACGGUUAAAAAUUCGCCAAUUGUUGCACACCUCAUAAGAAUAACAUGGAGUGUGCAACAAUAGUCGAGUUUUUAGCCGUGCAACAAUUAGAAAAUUACCCUAAGUGCUUACCGAAUACUCGGAAACGCAGUUGCGCAAAAGCUGGACAGUUACAUAUAAAAUGAUACGAAGUUCCAUAAUCGGAUUCACAGCUACCACAUAUCGCGUAUCGUAUUCGUAUCGUAUUCGUAUCGUAUUCGCGAUACGUAGUAAAAUAAGCGGUUUCCGAAACGAAUGGAGUCAACUCAAACUAUAGCCGAAAUUCAGCAAAAGUUAAUGUAACAAGUAUUGUUUACAACUGACAUAACCUCAAAGUGAACUUCUUCCGUGAUUGCGAUGCCGCAAAGUCAAUAAAAAGUGCAAAAUCGUCAGCGUAGUGUUUACAUAUCACAGCAUGGGAAAGGAAGAAAAGUGCGGUCUGUGCGGCUGUUUUGAUCCCCCCGCGAAGGGAAAGGUGAAGAAAGGGAAGAAAGUCCAACAAGUAGGCUGGAUCUGUUGUGACAAGUGCUCAGCGUGGUUCCAUCUUAGUUGUGCACGUAUCAGUGAUUCACUGAUUAGUCAUAUUCAGUGCUACACAUUUCUCUGCGAAAAUUGUGCUAUCAGAGGAAGCCUAAUGCCCAAGCAGGCAAAUGUUGCCCCCAACAGUGACGAGGUUACGCAGCUGAAAGAAUUAGUGCAGGAUCUUUCCACCAAGCUUACCAAACUCCAGGCUGAACUGGACAAUGUCCGCUCCACUAGUAAGAAGCAGAUAGAUAGAAUCCAGUGUAAGGUGAACAACGAAGACCAACUUGAUAGCAAACGUACAGCCCAAACUGCCCUAAUCAACAACAUCGAAGCCAAACUCGAAAUUAUCGAAGCAGGAGCUAGAAUGGCAAGCAAUUGUUCCCAGUCAACGAACUGCUUUAGACUUGCCAUCAAUAAAAUACCUUUUCGGGAGGGUGAAAAUGUUCGCGGUAUAGUUGAAGAUGUUCUUGGGUUUCUGGACAUGAAGGAGGCUUUGUCUAACGUAUCAAAUUGUUUCCGACUUCGGGUCAAGCCAUCGAAGUGGUCAGACAGAACUAUUUCACCGACUAUUGCUGUUAUUUUCGACAGUCGUAUGGUACGUGACAAUGUUCUGAAGCAAUACUACGACAGGCACAAACAAGCAAAGCUGUGUCGUCUGAAACAUGCUCCUGCGCUUGAGUAUCGUUUCACCAUCAACGAAAUGCUUUCCGUUCAAACCUUCAGGACCCGUAACCUGGCCCUUCGCCUGAAGCAGAGGAAGGUUAUCAAAUCGGUAUUCGUACGGAAUGACAGAAUCGCUAUACUUCUUCCAGGCAAAGAACGGUACACUCCGGUCGAGAGCUCUAGUCACCUUCUCGAACUCACUGAUAGUACGCGCUGUGAACAGGAAGACUCGUCUGUUUUCUUUGACGCCUUGUCGGCGAAUAUGUCAACCUCCUCCCGUAGCUAAAUGUUCACACUACCCUGCUGACGAUUUUUACCUAACAUGUCUAGAAACCAAUACUCCAAUCUACGUAUUGGCCAUCUCAAUGUCCGUGGGCUAGAACAUCACAUUGAUGGCGUAAAACUACUACUUGACAGCAACCAGUACCACGUCUUCGCAGUAACUGAAACCAAGCUUAAAUCGUCUAGUCCGGUCGGUCCUGUACGCAUCCCCGCCUACAAUUUCGUCAGGCAUUCACUACCAUGUAGAAGAGGUCGUGGAACAAGAGCCUGUGGUGGAAUUGGAAUUUACGUUCGCAAGGGUAUAAAAGCCACACUAGUUGCCAAAUCUGUCUUCGAUCCGGCGAUCCCCGUUAGCCAUAGGAUAGAAUUUCUUGCAAUCCAAUUCAGGAUCAACGAGCUAAAUAUCUGCGUAAUGUCUUUUUACAAUCCGCUUUGCACAAAUCCCCAUUUCAGUCAGGUUUACGAAAAAGUUCUUAUCGAUUUGCUUGACUUCGGAUUCGACAAGCUGUUUAUUGUAGGGGACUUCAACAUCAACGUCAAGUCUUCCCAACCAUCGUUAAAUCUAACAGCACUCAACCGCAUAAACUCAACGUUCAAUCUCACGAUUCUACCAACGGGCCCCACACGUAUAACCGAAAACACUGCGACGACAAUAGACCUGCUGAUUGUAGACUCACCGGAAAAUGUGAUCAAAUCAAAAACAUCGACUGCAAACACAAUUUCCGAUCACGAAGUGGUCUACCUUCUAGCCAACGUGAGGAUACGCCGACCAAGUCCCCAAACCAUCAAAGUACGAAACAUGCAAGCCAUCGACCCUCUCCGGCUACAAGCGGAUUUUCAAGCGAAGGAUUGGGGGCCUUUCUAUGCUGCUGAGGAUGCGUCGACCAAAGCCGAAUUCCUGACGUCUGAGCUGAAAACCCUGUUACAACAUCAUGCUCCGGAGCGUACGCUGGUGGUACGGGAUAAACAAACACCCUGGAUAACGGAAGAAAUCAAACGAGCGAUCGAAAUCAGAAAUUUGGCGUACACUCUGUAUUCACGCAACCCAAACAGGAUUCGUGGAGAUAACCAGUGGUUGGACUACACCAUGAAGAGAGACAGGGCGAACUCUCUUAUCUACACAGCAAAAAAGCGGUAUGCCGAGAUGCAUUUCGACCAUACCUUGCCAGCGAAGAAGCUAUGGAGCAACUUAAGGAGAGAAGGGGUUCACAACAAUCCGAAAAAAGGUACACCUGCAGAAAAUAUCAACCCUGACGAACUAAACGUUUUCUUCAGUGAAGGCCACAGGCACCUACAAAAUAGAACACAGUUUGAUACAUUGACUGAACCACCCCAUCGUACUGCUGUUGAUCGUGGAGAGCCACGUUUCGACUUUCGUCACACGAACGUGGAAGAAAUCUGUCGUAAAAUCUAUGAAAUCGAUACUAACGCUACUGGCUCAGAUGGUAUAUCGAUCUCCUUUAUUAAGCUCCUAUGUCCUUACAUACUACCCACACUUUGCCAUCUUUUCAAUUCGAUCAUCGACUCCAAGUCCUUUCCGCCCUGCUGGAAAAAAGCGAUUAUUACACCGAUCCCCAAAGUUUGUAAUCCUACCCAACUUAAAGACUUCCGGCCUAUCAGUGUCCUGCCGGCAAUUUCGAAAAUACUGGAGAAGAUUUUGCUUGGACAAAUCACAGAGCACAUCAACAAUCCUACUUCCCCACUCUUAGCAAGGUUUCAAUCGGGAUAUCGUAAAGGAUACAGUACGACCACUGCCCUAGGGAAGGUAGUCCACGAUAUCUACGACGGUUUUAGCAGAAAUCAUUGCACAGUUAUGGUGCUAGUCGACUUUUCCCUGGCAUUCAACUGUGUAAACCAUCGGAUCUUGAAAGCAAAACUCCGUGAUGAAUUCCGUUUCUCCCAAGCUGCCUGUAGCCUGAUAACAUCGUUUUUGGAACGCAGGAGACAAUCUGUUCGAAUGCAUGACGGGAUGUCCGAAGAACGUGAUGUCGUUGACGGUACACCGCAGGGGUCAUGUUUGAGCGCUUUACUGUUCAGCAUGUACAUUAACAGCUUGCCGUCAUCUCUAACAUGUAGCCAUCAUCUUUAUGCCGACGACCUUCAAAUAUACAUUUCCGGACCGGCAAGUGACAUCGGCGCACUCGUCCAAUCAAUCAACGAAGACCUCGAGGCAAUAAACAACUGGGCUAGCAUAAACAGGUUGUCUCCUAAUCCAAAGAAGACCCAAGCUAUAAUUUUUAGCAAAGCUGGGACUGUUACUCCCACUACUGCUAUUACGUUUUGCGGUGAAAUAGUGCCUUUGUCCACCAAUGUGACAAACCUCGGAUUGCAGCUAGAUAAUAACUUAUCAUGGACCCACCAAGUUAACGACGUGGUAAGGAAAACUUACAACAUCUUGCGUACUUUUCGUAGAUUCGCUCCAGUGCUUUCAUUGCCCACGCGGAAAAAGCUGGUUCAAGCCGUAAUCGUACCCGUCUUCACAUACGCCGAUGUUGUAUAUUAUCCCGGGCUUGCAGCUAGCCUUAAAGAACAACUUCAUAGGUGCUACAAAUCGGCUGUGAGGUUUGUGUUCAACUUGCGACGUAGGGAUUCAACUGCAGCAGUAAGAAACUCGAUCCUUGGACAUGACUUGCCGUUCAACUACCAGCUACGUAUCUGCGCGUUUAUGAGGCAGGCCUACUACAAUGAACAACCUGAGUACAUUCUACAGCAUCUACAGCGUGGACAACUAGAACGGACUCGUUGUUUUAUUAUCCCCCGACACACAACAUCAAGUGGAAAAAGCCUGUUAGUAUAUGGUGCUACCUGCUGGAAUGGGCUAUCGCUCGAGCUGAAACAAAAACCAACAAUAUCAUCCUUCAAAACUGUCAUGAAAAAUCUAGUUUAAGUUGUAAAAUCUACUUGUAGUCAAAUUCAAUCUCCAUUUUGUAUUUUGCUCUUUUCUUUUUGUUUUUAUUUGUUUUGUUCUAGUAGUCAGUAAUUCAGUUAAUCUAUUCCUCCUAAUGUACUAAAUUAUUAUAACAGUUGCUUCCUUGACCUGAUAUAAGGUACUCACCAACAGGUUAUCGUUAAGAAUAAAUAAACAAAUUACAAAAUUACAAAUGAAUCAGCUUGCUUAAUAUUCGCCAUGUGAUAGCUUAGUCACCACCCCUGGAGAUGGCUCAGUACAAUACAAAUUUGUUUGAUGACAUGACUUCAAACUAUUCCAAUAUUGUUUGUGCUUAGUGGCAGCCCAGGUGUCAAUCUGAAGCUUAACACAAAACUUCCGUAUCGGAAUACCUGGCUCAGGGCCAAUGAAGUCAUGUGAUGCUCCAGUGCGAGCUAAGUCAUCAGCCAUUUAAUUUCCAGCGAUGGAAGAAUGGCCAGGCACACAUACAAGGCGAACAGCAUUUGCUGAAUUCAUAUCCUCGAUAUAAAUUCGACAAGCGAUAACUAACUUUGACUCAGAGUUGACCGAAGCAAGUGCUUUAACCCUUUGGAGACUGAAUUUCCACCAUUGUGGAUGCAACCUCGCUGGUCUAGAACUCGUUUGUGAUGGUCGAUUUUCUCGGCUGGACACAUAUGACCCAUCCGUCCCCAAACGGUUACUAGCUACCUGGCUAUCUGAACAAAAGUAUACGACUUUGCCCAUUACGAGCUGCUGAAGUACUGAUUGCACUCCGCACAUAAGAGCAAAUAUUUCAACCUGAAAAAUGAUGCAGUGUCUACCAAGUGAGUAAAACUGAUGUAGCCUUAGCUCACGAGAGUGGACACCAGCAGCUGCUCGACCUUCCCAUCAGUGUAACGUACGAUGCCGUUUGAAAUACUUUUUUUCCAAAAAAAACAGAUAUCCACUCUUCCCGGGAAAGGAAUUUCGUGGAAAAUGAUCUAUAUGGAAAAUUACAAGUAAUUGUAAAAUUACUUGGAGCAAGGAUAACUUGUCCCAAUCCACCAAAAGUGGAAACAACAAGGUGUGUUGAUCUGCGGUUCACAGGAGUUUCCUCUAGUAAACCGAGUACCGAUAUGCGAUAAAUGCAAGAAAUCUCGAGAUAGAUGUGUAGUGGGGCAACAUCAAAGAGAACUUCCAGCGCUGCCGCGGGAGUUGAACGCUCCAGGCAUCGCCGUUAAGCGCAACCUUUGGAGAUGGCCUAAUUUUGAUUGGAUCGUUCCCUCGCUCUUCUGCCACCACACAAGACAUCCAUAGAGGCCGAUAUUGGCCGAACAACAGUUGUGUAAAUCCACUUGAUAUACUUGGGUUUUAGACUCCAAGUUGUGCCAAAGGUACGCCGGCAUUACCCGAAGACCAUACAAGCUUUCUUGAUUCUGAACUCAAUGUGUCCAAGAAAGCUUGGAAUCAAGAAUAAUUACUUUACCUGUUCAGUCACAUCGAUUUCAGAAAGAGACGCAAAGGUCGAACGCCAUUACGGUUUCGACUUUCCGUAAAAAGAACAAUAGAUGUUUUACUCGGAUUAACCGAAAGGCCAUAUUGGCGACACCAACCCUCAAAUACCUGAAGGGCGCUUUGCAUCAGGUCGAAAAGGGUGCUGAUGCACAUACCAACUAACAAUGUUAUUGCUGGUUGCUUUCAAAUAUAGAUUUUUGAUGCACUUCAGCUAUCACACUAUUUUUGUGCUCGGGCACGGUUGCCACCUCCGAUUUGAAAGAAUACACGGUUCACAAACUUUUUCCACGAGAAGAAACGCAAACGCUGCAUAGCUGGCCACCCGGCAACGACUGUUAGUAAGAAAAACAGAGAGAAAUUCGAACCGGAGAGUUGUCAAUGGAUGAGAAUCAAAACAAAAUCGAAAAAGAAUUAGGCAAAUCACACACCACGUGCUUAUCUGUGACAUUUCUCGACGUCAAAAUGCUGUCAGUCAGCAUGGUUGCACUUAUCAUCACACUUUUUAACCGUCACACUUUCAUACUGUGCAGUUCGAUUUGGUGUGAACAGUGCAAUAUAGGUAGUCGUCGGCAAAACCAUAAGCAAGGAUGGGAACACUCACUUGCAAAGAGUUACACUCACUUGCUAUUUUCUCUGCUCAGAAGCGUGCAUUCAAAAAAUGAUGUAUGGACGACUUUUGCUUUGUGGUUUUACCUAAAAGUUUGCCGAAUAGAGUAGGGGUCGCACACGCAUACCGAAGUCGUGACAGAGCUGCGAAGGCAACUCUCCACAAGGUGAAUGUAAAUUACACUCACCUCGUGGAGAGUCGCUUUCACAGCUCUGUUACGACUUUGGUAUGCGUGUUCAACCCCUACUCUAUUCGGCAAACUUUUUGAUAAAACCACAGCACAGAAAAAAAUGUUCAUGUAAAAUUCAGCGAAAAAUCAUGCACAUAAAGGGAAUGCUAGAGUUAGUGUAUAUUUACUUGAGAUAUCAUGUAAAAUUACGUUACGUUCGUGUAAAUUUCCGCUAAAAGUCGCGUAACCGGUUGGUGUCCAUGAUGGUUUACGCGAAAGUUGGCGGAAAUUUACACGAUGGUAAUGUAAUUUUACAUUAUAUCUCAUGUAAAGUGGCUUAGCUCUAGCAUUCCCUUUAUGUGCAUGAUAUCUCGCUGAAUUUUAUUUACAUAUUUUUUUCUGUGAAGGCAAAAGUCGUCCAUACAUCGUUUUUUGAUUGCACGCUUCUGGGCUGAGAAAAUAGCAAGUGAGUGUAACUCUUUGCAGGUGAGUGUUCCCAUCCCUGACCAUCAGUAGGAAAGCCGCUAUUUUUAAGUUGCCUCAAUAGCGUAUCUGCUACGAGAUUCCACAAAAGCGGUGACAAUUUCCUAAUGGCUGUUAGACGCAAUGUUAAGAAGUGAUAUUGGUUUUUGAGUAUUUGGUAAAUCCAAUUAGAGAUAAUUAGAGAUUUGCUUUUGAACGAAUGCUUCCUCGAUAUCGUUAACAACCCUGUGUAAAAGAGUCACAGUGGAUUUAGCAGAUUGGUAGGGAUGUUGGUUCACAUGAAGAGGCACGUUGGUCAGAUGAACAUCACGGAUGUGAUGAUCCACAAUGCGUUCUAAGCAUUUCAGAAAAAAAGAGGUCAUUCGAAUUGAUUCGAGUUGAUCAUUCCAAUCCGGAAAAUGGAUCUGAUGUGUCGCAGUACUAUUCUCAAGCUGGAGUUAGUAACGAUGGAACAUCCAGUGAGUCAUAUUGUGAUGUGACCAUCACGGUGAAUCCAUCCCGUCAGCAUAUUCAAGUCCUCACAAGCAGCAAGUGCCACGACGUAGUACAAGAGAACGCGCGCUACCGAGCGAAUUCGAACAAUCUAAAUAAAAAAAUGCAGUGGCAUACGUGGGACCGCGUAUAACUUGCGAACGGAAAGUCCGAUUUGGAUCGUCUAAGUUUUGUUCUGUUAGUUUUCGUCCAAGGAAGGUUUAUGAGGCAAAAAACAUGUUCCAUUGAAACAGCAAUCAGCAUCCAGUACUAAUUCCAAUGCAGCUAAAAUAGGCCCUGUGCCUGAGAGCGGUGGUAUUCGCCAAUCAGAAGGUUAGUGUAAAACCAGAAGAGUCAACCGAUCCACGUACACCGACUGAGGCGUUGCGAAUUCAAAACUCGAGCAAAUGGAAGAGUACUGAGCGUUGAUGGAGAAUAGUACAUGGAAUAUUAUAGAACUUCCUCCCGGCAAAAAGGUAAUCGGUUGCAAAUGGUUAUCCAAGACGAAAACGGAUGAAACAGAUCAUUACGUUUGUCAAAAGACUCGUAUCGUGGCACAAGAAUUCACUCAGAAAUUGCGCACGGAUUUUGAAGAGGUGUUUGCUCCAGUAGUUAAACAAGUUGCAUUUCGAGCAUCACUCACGGUGGUCAGUUAACGGAACCUGAAAGUCAAGCACGUAGACGUCAAGACAGCUUACUUGACCGGAGAACUAGGUGAAGAAAUCUACAUGCAAUAGACGGAGGGAUACGUUGUUGAGGACACAAGGUAUUCCGUUUAAGAUUGAGCCUACCUAUAUGGUAUUUAUAUUCCCGAAGUGGAGUAUAUCCUGAUUUAUGUAGAUGAUAUGCUCAUCGCUACGACAUGCACGAGAAUUGAAGAGAAUAUGUUCGGCCUAGUGUUCGACAUUGGAGAUUUGCGUCACUUCUUGGGUAUCGAGCUAGAGAGAACUAAGAGCGGUUUCAAACUGAAUCAAGAGGCGUACAUGUUGGAGCUAGCCAAGAUAUUCAACAUAGAGAAAUCUAAACCAUCGAAGAUUCCUCUGGAAGUCGGUUACUUACAGCAGAAGGAGCACUUCGGCUGUGAAAUCCUGGGAUCAAGUAAGCAGACCUGCGUUUCGUUGAGCUUCACGGAAGCAGAGUUCGUCGCUCUAUAGCUGAGGGUUGUCCAAGAGCUCAUUCGGAUCAAGACCCUCAUAGAAGAAAUGGGAGAAAAACUUCAAUAGCCGAUAAAGGUAAAUGAAGAUGAUCAAAGUUGUAUAAAAAUGGUCGAGAGGAGUGUUGUGAAAAAGGCGCCCGAACCAUAAGCUAAUCACAUGUCGACGUACUGCCGCAGCCAUGCAAAUUAAUCUAUCAUUGAAAGCGAAGACCAAAACAAAGUAUGGUUGCAAGACGAAUAGGGCACUGCAUGCCGCUAUUGCUAAAAUCUGAUAUUUUUUUCUAAUUUUUUGACGUUUCGGGGCCUUGUUGUUUACCGUUUACGAUUAGGGCUAAGACCCGAUUAGGGAUAAGGCACCUGAUUGAAACGAUUUGGACAGGAGCCUGGGACUGCCUCCUCCUUGUUGUUAACAUUUCGUGGAUUGAGGGCGGUCUCUUCGACCCCAUCUAUUGGGAGUAUUCUGCCAAUCGAGGGCUUGAUUUUGCAGUUGUUCUUGAGAACUUUCUUUUGGAAGGAGAUUAUUUUCCCCUGACGCGGGUUUCGCGCAAGUGUCUCUGCUUACGGGUCCGCAAAACUAAACUCUUUUUGGCCCUUCAUACAGGAAAAUGCCUGAUGACUAACAACAGCACAAUCUUGAUCAAAUCGCUUUUCAGAUUAUUCCAGUGCUAUAGGCAGAUGCCUUGCUACAAUAGAUGGUGGAACAAAAUCAUCAUCAUCAUCAUCAAGAAUUAUAAAAAAAUCAUCAGCUUUCGGACCUAGAAUAAUUUGGCCAACUUUUCAUGGGUGGUUUGAUUUGAUUCAACAUGUGGAGUUCAUGUGCGUGGUAAAGUGUGCUGAUUUAUGGUGACUCCCUGUAUCACUCCUAUUUCAGCACUUCUUUUUCGAUUCUUAUUUCUAACAAUCAUCGAGCGCAACAGUAGUGAGUGGUGUUGCCUUUUUACAUUUGUUCUAUAAACAAACAAACAAAAAUAGCACCUCUUUGUCUCGCUUCCGCUAAUGUAAACAUUUCAAGAUUAUGAAUCAUUUAAAAGCAAUUCAAGCAGUAGACUACUCUGUUUUGCUAAAUAACAAUGAAACAUGUCUCAAUAUUACGAAAAACACUGAAUUCCAUGUGUAAUAAGCUAAAAAUGAUCGAAUACUCUUAGUAUGCUCUUCUGCUGUUGAUGUUUGCAAGCCGCAGCAGUGUUGGCGGACAGUGCGGAGGAGAUUUCACAAAUAAAAAUUAUUCGCUUUUAUUACUAUCAUAUGUGAUUCGAAGUACAACAAUAAUCAUUCGAAGAAUAGUUUUCGAUUUUACGACGUAUAAUCGAUAAAAUUGAUUUGACAAUUUCAAUGAUUUUGAUUGAUUUUAUUAAUGAAUUGGCCCGCAAGAUUGACAUUACUGCGUUCAACGAUCAAUGAUUGUACGCCAGACGGCACCGGCGCGUCGCGCUGCUGCCGUCGUCGUUGUACCGUGGUGGGUGGUAAACAUUGCCAUCGAACUAUUGGUGCGGUUGAGAUAAAUUUAUAUUGGUUUCAAGUUUGAGUGAUUUUUUCUGGAAUAUCUUAAGAAAUACCUUCUGAGAUUACUUCAGGAGUUCCUAAAUUCCUUCCGAAAUUUCUCUAGGAAUUGAUUCCGAGAUUCCUCCAAGAUUUCCGGUAAGGAUUACACCAGCAAUUUUUCCUGAGAUUCUUCCGGGAGUUUCUUUCGUAGUUUCUCCACAAACUUAUUCUACGAUUCCUCAAGGAUUUUUUUCUGUGAUUCCUCAGAGAGCUCCAUUCGAGAUUGUUUUUGGUAUUCUUUCAGAAGUUCCAUCUGGGAUACUUUCUGAAAUUUCUAAAAGGUUCCUCCAGGAACUCCUUUCAGGAUUCCUUCUGAGAUUUCAAAGGAUUUCAUCCGGAAUUUCUCAAGGAGUUUCGGGAAUCCUCCAGGAAUUCCAUUCUAGAUUAUCCUAAUAGUUUCUUUUAGAAUAUCUUCAGAGGUUUGUUUUUACCUCAAGAAGGUACACUUGGAAAAUAUGCCUGGGAAUUCCAGCUAUAUCUUCCGAGAUUUCACUGGGGAAUUGCUUCUGGAAUUCCUUUCAAGGAUCCAACAGAAACUCCUUUCGAAAUUCCGUCUGGGAUUCUUUCUAUGAAUUUCAUGCGAGAUUCCUCCCGGAGUGCCUUCUGAGAUUUCUUCAGGAAUUCUUUCUGAGGUCCUUCCAGGAAUACUAAAAGGACUUUUUCCAGUGGUCCUCCAAAAACUUCUCCGGGAUUCUUCCAGGAGCUCGAUCCAGGAUUCUUUCAGUAACUACCUCUGGGAUUGCUUCAAGAAUUCCGGGAAUUUCUUCUGGGAUUUCGUUAGGAACUCCUUCGUGGAUUUCUGCGGGCUCUUCUUCCGGGAUCCCUUUGGGAACUCUUGGCGGGACUCUUCUGCGAAGUUCUUCUGGAAUUCUAUCAGAAGCUGCUUCCGGCAUUUCUACAGGAACUCUUUCCAGGAUUCAUCUAGAUAGAUUUGGUUUCCUUCAAGAGUUUCGUCUGGAAUUCCUGCAGAUCCUUCUGGAAUUCUUCCAGAAGUUCAUUCUGGAAUUCUUUCAAAUGUUUUAAUGGACGUACUCCAAGCUUUUAUUAGGGUGUAUUUCGAGAAAUUCCUCAUGCAGUUUUUGUUUGUGGCAUUCCUCAUGAAAUUCCGUUUCGUGUCCGAAACAGUUCCCACAUCAUUUCUUUGAGGAAAUACUCCAGAAAGUACCUUCUGGUUUUCCUCCAACAAAAGUUCCUGGAGGAAUUUCAGAUGGAAUUCUUUAGGAAUCUCAGAAGAAAUUAGAUAUCUCAAAAAAAGUAAUUCCUGAAUCACAUUUCACUGGAAAUAAAUAUUAGCGAACGGAAUUCAAUAGCAAAUAAUUUCGGUGGAGGUGUAUAUUCAAGCGGCACUGGGGACUGUAAAUGUAUAUCUGAGGAAUAUGCUGCUCAAUAAAAUAGGUUGAAGAUUGUAUGGCGCAAUUUUCGUAAAAAAUACUGAUAGAUAUUGGGAGGAAGGUAGAGUUUACGCUGGAGUUUGCAGAUUUGUACAGUAAUGUCGGAAAGAACUGUAAGAAGAGUUACUGUAAAUUAAAUCCGUGCAAAAAUGGCAAAAAUGUUACUCCAAAACCACAAAACUAAUAAUCUUACGCUCCCAUAUUCGUUUUAUUUAAAAAAAACAUAAUUACGUCAGCGAUGUCUUUCGAACUGUAGAACGAAUAUAGUAGUACUGUGCGUGUAAUGGAAACGAAUACCCUAUAGACAUAAAAUCCGAAUACUGCCUGCAUCAGAUCAGAUCUAAUGGAACACAUUACAAUAGUAACAAAAAAAAACACUAUCACAGGAGCAAAGCACAAUAGAAAGACAAUUUCUUCGACUACGAAAAUAAUGUUAGCCCUUCCCCAGAUAUCCAAGCACGCCCUCCGAGAGCAAUGCAUCCGAGACCGUACCACCGCGACGCAAAUGGUAGGGUACGAAUGGAACCAGGAACCGAGUCCGAAACCUGUUUGCCCACUUUGACCGAUUAGACCUGCUGCAUCCGAAAGUAGGCCUCCCACCGAGAGCGGCGGCAGCAGCAGCACGAACAAAACCGGAUUCUAUCGCCCGCCGUGGAUGCGAUGAUACCCCCUAAACAAAUCCCGCAAGAUAUUCCCCCCGGGAGAUUCAUUACGCUCUCCGAUGGUGUUUCCUCAUAAUAAU